Hippoglossus stenolepis (Pacific halibut) is the source of this 1346-nucleotide messenger RNA. Its product is annotated as dnaJ homolog subfamily C member 5-like. Lineage: Eukaryota; Metazoa; Chordata; Actinopteri; Pleuronectiformes; Pleuronectidae. The record is from RefSeq and is a predicted model, not a curated record. The transcript is spliced from 4 exons. The coding region runs from base 519 to 1127 and encodes 202 amino acids.
CCGGACCCACACACACCUGAACAGGGAGACGACGGGACCGGACCCACACACACCUGAACAGGGAGACGACAGGACCGUGCACUCCGAGGCUUCAUCAGGUAACGACUCUUUUAUUACUCUUUCACAGGUAUGUUCUACCUGGGUGACAUCAUCACAUGUAUCAUGUGGAGUGUCCGUGGAAAACAUGACGUUUGAAUCCUGCUGAAAUAAAAUUGACCAGACUUUACAUCAAUGUUUUUACGGGACAGUGAAGACGUCCAUGUUUCUGCUGCUCACUGACUCAUCUCCUUAGAAGAAUUUAAAUAAAGUUCUGUGGGUUUGAAUAAUGGAGUUCGUGAUUCUGUUAGCAUCUGAAGAAACUCGUUCUCAUCAGUCUAUUUUAUUGUUAUUGUGACCAAGACUGGAUCAGUAGUCAGGCACCAGCCACAGGCCCCCAGACAUCAGGUGAUUUAACCAGGUUCAGGUGAGUCCAGUGUUGAGUCUGACCUGGUUUACCUGCGACAGGUGAUGGUGUCAGGAUGUCUGAGGGGAGGCAGCGAACUCUGUCCACCUCUGGCGAGUCUCUUUAUCAGAUCCUGGGUCUGGAGAGGGGCUGCAGCCAUGAUGAUAUCAAGAAGUCCUACAGGAAACUGGCAUUGCGCUACCAUCCUGAUAAAAACCCAGAGAACCCGGACGCUGCUGAGAAGUUCAAGGAACUGAACAGCGCUCACGCCGUCCUGUCCGACCUCACCAAGAGGAACAUCUACGACUCGUACGGUUCUCUAGGACUCUACGUGGCCCAGCAGUUCGGAGAGGACAACGUUAACACGUAUUUCAUGUUGUCCACCUGGUGGGCUAAGGGUCUGUUCGUGGUGUGUGGCGUCCUGACCGGCUGUUACUGCUGCUGCUGUCUCUGCUGCUGCUGUAACUGCUGCUGCGGAAAACUCAAGCCCACGCCCGCUGGGGAGGGGGCGGAGCCUGACUACAUCUCCCCUGACGACCUCGAGGAAGAGAUACGCAACGACCUCGACAAUAGUGAGACAACAGGAAAUGUUGAGACUCCGAUCGUUCAGCAGCCGACAAACGCCGGUGAGAAAACUCAGCUGAUCACUGACGGACACCGAAGAUACGGAGACACCUUCACAUGAAGCUGACAGGAAACAGGAAACACUGCCGCAGUCCCACACUUGACCACCUGAAACCGUAGAGACCUGAACCUUCUAACAAGUCUGAACCAGAACCAGUUUAACGUCAGCCAAUAAGAGGCCACGUUAUGUCUUAAAGCAACAGUCUGACAUGACGUUAUAUAUCCGUCUGUUCAUUAACAGGUGAAAACAUUAUUUGUUCAGACUGUUCCUUUAACACAG